CCCCCUGUCUGCCAGCUGGGCGGUUCCUUCCUGCUGGGCGUGGGCGUCUGGGUGCUGGUGGACCCGAUGGGCUUCAGGGAGAUCGUGGCGGCGAACCCUCUGCUGUUCACGGGCGUCUACGUCAUCCUGGCCAUGGGCAGCAUGCUGUUCCUGCUGGGCUUCCUGGGCUGCUGCGGCGCCAUCAGGGAGAACAAAUGUCUGCUGCUCUUCUUCUUCAUGCUGAUCCUCUUCAUCUUCCUGGCCGAGCUGGCAGCCGCCAUCCUGGCGUUCCUCUUCAGGGAGCACUUGACCAGAGAGUAUUUCAGCAGGGAGCUGAAACGUCAUUACCAAGGCAACAACAGCACCGACGUCUUCACAUCCACCUGGAACGCCAUCAUGACCACGGUGACGACGCACGUUAUUACCUCCACUCUGUUUCUACACACCUGCACACUGACGCCACAACACCCAACAUCAGUCUAACUCCUCCUCCUGCUCCUCCUGCUCCUCCUGCUCCUCCUCU
Plectropomus leopardus (leopard coralgrouper) is the source of this 502-nucleotide messenger RNA. NCBI's taxonomy places the organism in Eukaryota, Metazoa, Chordata, Actinopteri, Perciformes, Serranidae. The record is from RefSeq and is a predicted model, not a curated record.